UAUUCCAAUGUUUUGACGUUUCUUUCCGGCAAACAGCAGGAUCAGUACCUGUGAGGCAGAAAAUUGAUUUCUCGAAAGAAACAUCCCUAGUUUUCAGAAAUCGCCAUGGAUGCAGAGUAUGACUACGUGGUGUUAGGAACAGGUCUUAAAGAAUGCGUUCUAAGUGGCCUUUUGUCGCUGAACAAGAAAAGGGUUCUUCAUAUGGAUCGAAACAAAUAUUACGGUGGCGAUUGUGCGUCGCUCCACCCGCUAAAUCAGCUGUAUGAGACAUUCGGCCGCACCGAUUUUCCCGGAGAUUCGCUUGGGAAACCCAGAGAUUAUAACGUCGACUUAAUCCCUAAGUUCCUCAUGGCUGAUGGUACACUAGUGAAAAUACUCGUACACACGGGUGUAGCGACGAAAUAUAUGAAUUUCAAGCAGAUCGAAGGAAGCUUUGUUUACCGUGGAGGGAGCGUCCACAAGGUCCCCGCAAACGAGAAAGAGGCUCUCAACUCUAGUCUUAUGGGGAUUUUCGAGAAAAGGCGCUUCAGGAAUUUCCUCAUUUUCGCACUAGGCGUCGAGCCGGAAAAUGCUUCUACUUGGAAGGAUUAUGCAGGAGGGAAUUUUGACCCAAAGAAGACCACUAUGAACGAUGUGUUCAAAGCGUAUGAUCUAUCGCAGGACACUGCAGAUUUCACGGGUCACGCUAUCGCGUUGUACCGAGAUGACGAGUACAUGAGUAAACCCUGUGAAGAAGCAAUCAUGCGAAUCAAGCUAUAUUACCAGUCCUUGUCCAAGUAUGGAGGGUCCCCCUAUAUCUACCCAGUAUACGGCCUGGGGGAGCUCCCCCAGGGGUUUGCCAGGCUGUGUGCAGUUUGGGGUGGCACCUACAUGCUAGACAAAGCUAUUGAUGAGGUAAUCAUGGAGAAUGGUGUCGUCAAAGGUGUUAAAACACAGGGUGAAGUUGCUAAGGCAAAGGUUGUAAUUGGCGACCCAUCCUACUUUCCAGACCGCGUGAGGUCUAUUGGGAAGGUGGUACGAUGUAUUUGCAUUCUGUCACACCCUAUCGCCAACACCAAUAACAAACAGUCAUGCCAGUUGAUUAUUCCACAGAACCAAGUCAACAGAAAUUCUGACAUCUACAUCUGCUGUGUCUCACAAACCAACCUGGUCACUCCUAAAGACAAGUACCUUGCUAUUGUCAGCACAACUGUUGAAACAGCAGAUCCUGAAAAAGAGCUGGAACCAGGCUUAAAGCUUCUUGGGAAGAUUGAUGAAAAGUUUGUUUCUGUGAGCAAUUUGUAUGAGCCGCUGGAUGAUGGCACAGAAAGCAAGAUUGUUAUUUCCAAGUCUUACGAUGCCACAACCCACUUCGAGACAACUUGUGACGACAUUAUGGACAUGUACAAGAGAAUCACUGGCGAAGAGUUUGAUGCCAGCUGUAUCGAAAUCAAAUUGAAAAUGAAGGACUAGUAGUCUCGCAGUAGAGUAUAAAAUCUAAUCUUAAAGAUUUCAGAUUCAUUAAUCGUACAAGGGUUGCAUGUUAAAGGAACACUCUGGUAUAUGCAGCUUUUUAAAGCAUUUUUCCAUUUCUUAUUGUUUUAUCUGUCACUACUGGUAUAGCUGAAAUUUGUUGAUAUGUGAUGGUUUUACCAGUUAGAAAGAUAUGAUUUGAUUUGUUCAGUAUACUGUAGGUUGAACAUUUGUGGAAUUCUCAAUGUACUGGGGCUUGAAGAUUGACCUUCCCCUCUAUUUGUUUAGGGCAAUUUGCAGCAGUCAGAGUAGGUUGAUUUCAGUUCAAAUGUAAAAUAUUCAAAUAUUUCAGAGUUUAUUUUUAAAAAUUUAUUUUAUUUAUUUAUUUAUUUACUUUAUAGAAAUAUACUACAUGAGAUGAUAUUUCUAGCUGAAGGGAAAUUUAUGAAAUCGAAUUUAAUUACAAAGUAUAGAAUAUCUGAUUCAAUCAGUGGAUUUCAAUAUUUUUUUAAAAUUAAUUAGUAUCAAACAAAUAUUAAUAUGAAAUAAUGGUUUACUUUAGGGUAAAUAAUUUGUCCAGUAAUGUUUAACUUCAAAUAAAUGCAGAUAUGUACUAAAUUCA
Nematostella vectensis (starlet sea anemone) is the source of this 2074-nucleotide messenger RNA. Its product is annotated as rab GDP dissociation inhibitor alpha. The transcript is spliced from 3 exons. Gene Ontology annotation, cellular component: cytoplasm. The coding region runs from base 106 to 1452 and encodes 448 amino acids. Gene Ontology annotation, molecular function: Rab GDP-dissociation inhibitor activity. The record is from RefSeq and is a predicted model, not a curated record. Gene Ontology annotation, biological process: small GTPase-mediated signal transduction; vesicle-mediated transport; protein transport. NCBI's taxonomy places the organism in Eukaryota, Metazoa, Cnidaria, Anthozoa, Actiniaria, Edwardsiidae.